AUGUCUUCCACGACAGCCCUUGCACUGAAUAAGACACGAAGUACCAGAGCUCUCUCAACACCGUCCAAGGCCACCCCAGCUCCAGCUGUCGACUCUCCAGGGAACUGGCAGCAUCCGCGCAUCAAAGAGAUCACUCGCCGCCAACAAGCAACAACCUUCGGCAGUGACAAUGUCAAGACUAUUGUCUACAACCUUGCCGCUGUCAUCAUCAUCCAUUUGAUACGUUUGGCCGCCGCCGAGUAUGGCCCAACGCCGCUGUCAGGCGACGUGAAAGAGUACGUCCGCUGGACCGUCCUGGGUAUCCAGGUACUUCCUCUCGUGAACAUGGGCCGCGCCUGUCUCCCGAUACUACGGUCGAAAGACGACCUCUCCGACAUUGCCCUGACGCCGGCCCAGCGCGCUCUUCUUGGUCUGCCCCCGAGCUCAGCUCCGCCCACACCGAACUCAGUCUACAGCACACCCCCGCGAUACACCCGCACACCUUCGAUAAAUGGAUCCGUCGGAAAGCCGAGUCCGGCAAGUUCGCCUCUGUCUGCAAAUGGGAGCCCUGCCUCUGCGACACGGCUCAACGGAUCUCCAUACUCUCCCGCAGCAAGCCCACUGCUGCAGAAGGCUGUGGGCUACAGUGGAGGACGGCGAUCGUCGUAUGGGUCUCCGAGCCCCUACAACGCGAGCACGAGCUCUUUCAACCUCAGCACUGCAUCUAGCCUUUUCUCGGAACCACCUCCGACCCCCAGCCCGAUCGGCGGGAAAAGGACAAGUGUUGGCCUGAACAACAAGUGGUUGUACGAUAGGAGUCGUCGAUCCUCGGGCAACGUCUGGUCGUAG
Molecule: messenger RNA, 828 nt
Organism: Diaporthe citri
Lineage: Eukaryota; Fungi; Ascomycota; Sordariomycetes; Diaporthales; Diaporthaceae
Exons: 2
Coding region: 1-828 (275 amino acids)
Biological process (GO): protein import into nucleus; spindle pole body duplication
Cellular component (GO): nuclear outer membrane; nuclear pore transmembrane ring
Source: RefSeq, a predicted model, not a curated record